Messenger RNA from Aspergillus oryzae RIB40, 777 nucleotides. Its product is annotated as urease accessory protein UreG. NCBI's taxonomy places the organism in Eukaryota, Fungi, Ascomycota, Eurotiomycetes, Eurotiales, Aspergillaceae. The transcript is spliced from 3 exons. The coding region runs from base 1 to 777 and encodes 258 amino acids. Gene Ontology annotation, molecular function: nickel cation binding; GTPase activity. The record is from RefSeq and is a predicted model, not a curated record.
AUGUCGCAUUCUCACUCCCAUGAUCAAGGCAUUAGCCACUCCCACGAUGACUUCGGUGGUCACGGUCACUCGCAUGAGAUCCUCGACGGACCCGGUUCCUAUGUGAACCGUGAAAUGCCAUUGAUCGAGGGCCGCGACUGGAGAGAUCGCGCCUUCACCAUCGGUAUCGGCGGACCCGUCGGAUCCGGAAAAACAGCUCUAAUGCUCGCAUUAUGCCAAGCUCUCCGAGACGACGAAGACGCCGAAUUCCUCAACCGCCACAAAGCCCUCGCGUCCAAGCGCAUUCGCGCCAUCGAAACGGGUGGCUGCCCGCAUGCCGCCGUGCGUGAGGACAUCAGCGCCAACCUCCUUGCGCUGCAAUCCCUCCACAAGCAGUUCCAGACGGAUCUCCUCCUAAUCGAGUCUGGGGGUGAUAACUUGGCCGCCAAUUACUCGCGCGAGCUGGCUGAUUUCAUCAUCUAUGUUAUUGAUGUCGCCGGUGGUGAUAAGGUGCCCCGGAAGGGUGGGCCGGGAAUUACGGGAUCGGAUCUGUUGGUGGUGAAUAAGUGUGAUUUGGCGCAUAUUGUUGGGGCUGAUUUGGAUGUUAUGGAUAGGGAUGCGAGGAAGAUGAGGGAAGGGGGUCCGACUGUGUUUGCCGAGGUGAAGAAUGGGAAGAAUGUGCAGAAUAUUAUUGACUUGAUAAUUAGUGCCUGGAAGGGAAGCGGUGCUUAUGAGCUGAGCUUGGAGAGGUGGAAUGCUGGGGCUACUAGGGGUUCUGGGAGUGUGGAUGAGCAGUAG